AUGUCAGUGAUGCACCUCCAAAAACAAAUUUAAAGACACCAGAAGAGGGUUUUGUUGCUCUCUUGAGUUUCACUUCAUGUUUUCUUCCUGAUUCUGUGGAGCAGGACAGCUUUCUAACGUCUUAUUACAGCACCACAGGACGACGGACACCAUUACUGCAAAUGGCCCUCCGGUGGCUGAGCUGCAGUUCUGCUUUGGUAAUCUUGGUCUGCAUCCUCCCAGCUGACAUGCAGUCCUGCACCGGAGGAAUCCCUGGGAUCCCUGGGAUACCCGGUACCCAUGGGCCCAACGGCAAGGAUGGCCUAAAGGGAGAAAAGGGAGAUCCAGGUGAAGAGGGUCAUCCAAUUAGGGGUCAGAAAGGGGUUCCAGGUCUGCCGGGCCCACCAGGCCGGCCUGGUAUGAAGGGGGAUGUGGGUCUGCCGGGCCCUGUUGGAUAUCCGGGCCGGAAAGGAGAAAAGGGAAGACCCUUCAACCCUUCCAGCAAGCAAAAAUCCUUCUUCUCCUACCGACGGGCCAUCUCAAAUAUACCAGAGUAUAACACUGCUGUUAAGUUCAGCAGACAGAUUUUGCCAGAGUUGGACCCACAGUUUCAAGGAGAAACGCUGACAAACGGGACGUUCCAGUGCACGACUAAAGGCGUGUAUUUCUUCAGUUACCACAUAUCAGCAAAGAGCAGAGUGUGUCUGAAGCUGAUGAAGGGCAGUGACAGUCACAUGAUGCUGUGCGACAUCUCUGAUGGUUUUCUGGUUACAUCUGGCUCAGCGGUUCUGGAGCUGGAUCCCGGAGACCAAAUUUCUCUUCACCCAACCAAGUACAACGGUCUCUUGGCGACCCAGAGCAGCACCAGCCACACCUUCACCGGCUUCCUAAUCUUCCCCACCUCCUAAACCAAUCCAUGCACAGUCCAUUAGACUGCGGGACAUUUAAAGCAUCCAUCCAUCCAUUUUCUAUACCCGCUUCUUCCAUACUGGGUCGCAGGGGAGCUGGAGCCUAUCUCCAGCAGUCUAGGGGCGAGAGGCACAUUUAAACCAGUUAAAGAAAAUAUUUCAUCUUUGUGAAAACAGAAUAAUUGCCUGCAAUUAUAAAAGGUGGUUCUGUAUGUUUCAUUUGCAUAUUACAGCAUAUACUCUUUGACCCAGUUUAAAUAAAGUAAAACCAGUGA
Girardinichthys multiradiatus is the source of this 1162-nucleotide messenger RNA. It is a transcript of the gene c1qb, whose product is annotated as complement component 1, q subcomponent, B chain. The record is from RefSeq and is a predicted model, not a curated record. Gene Ontology annotation, molecular function: protein binding. Lineage: Eukaryota; Metazoa; Chordata; Actinopteri; Cyprinodontiformes; Goodeidae. The coding region runs from base 162 to 887 and encodes 241 amino acids. The transcript is spliced from 5 exons.